Messenger RNA from Thamnophis sirtalis, 1820 nucleotides. Lineage: Eukaryota; Metazoa; Chordata; Lepidosauria; Squamata; Natricidae. The record is from RefSeq and is a predicted model, not a curated record.
ACCGUCUAUUCCUCGGCGGCGGCAGCGGGAGCAAACGGCGCGCUCUGCAAAUCUUGUGGCCUUUCCUUCUCCGUCUUCAGGAAAAAGCACACGUGUUGCGAGUGCAAGAAGGACUUCUGCUCGGUCUGCUCCGUCUUGCAAGACAACCUGCGCCGUUGCUGCACCUGCCAGCUGCUGCAGGAGGCGGCCUUCCAGCGGCCGCAGCUGAUGCGCUUGAAAGUCAAGGACCUGCGCCAGUACCUGCUCCUCCGGAACAUCCCCACGGACACCUGCCGGGAAAAGGAGGACUUGGUGGACCUCAUCCUCCGCCAUCACGGCUUGGCCUCCGAGGAGGAGACGGACACUAGCAGCCUGUACUCCGCGCGGUCGCAGGCCUCCAGCCUUUCCACCCAGCACGUUUCCCUCUCUGGCUCGGUGUCCUCCUCCCAGGGGGACCUCGCCAACCGGCAGGAAAACGCGGCCAACGAGACGCAGUUACAGGGGCCAAGCGAGAGACUCUCGGCUGAUCUGGGGGCGGAGGAAGACCACGCAGCACAAGAAACUCCGGGCCAGUCCAGGAAGCGUGCCAGGGCCUCGCUGUCCGAUAUUUCCAGCCUCGAUGACGUGGAAGGGCUGACCGUCCGGCAGCUGAAAGAAAUCCUGGCUUGUAACUUUGUCAACUAUUCGGGAUGUUGCGAAAAAUGGGAACUGGUAGAAAAAGUCAGCCGGCUCUACAGGGAGAACCAGACGAAUCACCGGCUGCAAGGAGAGAAGCCUCCGCUGACCGACGAGGACGACAACCUCUGCCGGAUCUGCAUGGACGCGGUCAUCGAUUGCGUGCUGCUGGAGUGCGGCCACAUGGUCGCCUGCACCAAGUGCGGGAAGCGGAUGAGCGAAUGUCCGAUCUGCCGCCAGUUUGUCGUUCGGGCCGUUCACGUCUUCAAGUCCUGAGCGGCUGGGCUCAGCCCCGCCCGGACGCUUGCCGCUGCACAUUUCCUCCCGAGACGGCCGCGUGGGGAAAGGGGGAGGCUCUGGAAAGCCUCCCUCCCAGUCCAUUCAUAGCAUCCCGUCUGGGAGCUUCGGAGCUUCGAUCGAUUGUAUUUCUGCUUUGCAAGUCAGAUGCCUCUUAAAAGAUAGAGAUGUGUGAACUGGAUUGCUUUUCCUUUUUCCUUUUUUAUUCCCCCCCCCCACCCGAGACAAAAAAAAAAAAGGCAAGACUCGAGUUCAAGAGUCAAACUUGCAGGAGGAGAUUGCUCUCUUUUGAAAAAUAGCACAAAGAAAGAGAGAGGAGAUGAAGGAGAGCCGAGUUUAAUCUUCUCGGAGUGCAACGGGAUGAAGCAGAGUCUUCCCAGGGGGUGCGGGGGACCGGGGUGUGUGUGUGUGUGGUUUCUCGCCUCGGGAGGGAAAUUGGGUGGGUGGGCUGGCAGAGCAGUUUUUGUGCCAAUCGGCCCAGAGUGUCAUCCCACCUGGCGAUCUACAAUUAGCCUUAAUGGAAAGAAUUGAAAGCUGCCUUUUACAGCCUGCGUCAGAGAGAGAGAGAGAGAGUGAGCCAGUUUGCAUCUCCGUUCCGACACCCUUAAAAACGUCCUUGGAUUCAGAGCGGGAAGUGUUGAGUUUGCCGCGUUGAUCUGGCGUCCAAAAGUGAUGCUGGAUUGCGUGCAACAAUCUGUAAAGCACGCGUAGGCAUGGGGAAAUGUUUGAAAAAGCACCGUAUAAAUUUAAAACAUACAAACCGGACGGAGGCAGUAAAAGAAUCAACUGCAAGGUUGAAUGUCUAGUUCCCUGGGACAUCCCCCCCCCCCCAAACCUGCUGACACAACCGGGUCUUGGGGUGGGGAGGG